This is a messenger RNA of Haemonchus placei, 4606 nucleotides long. The record is from the annotation of a GenBank genome assembly. NCBI's taxonomy places the organism in Eukaryota, Metazoa, Nematoda, Chromadorea, Rhabditida, Trichostrongylidae.
AUGAAGCUUUCCGAUUUCAAUAUCACGGAGGGCCUCCACACACGAUGGUGUCGCUUCAUGAUUCAGCGAUAUCUCGGACAGUUCCUCGAGCAAAAUCUUACACUCGAUCAGCUUUCCGUGAAAUUAAUUGAUGGAGAACUAACGAUAAAUGAAGUAAACAUCAAUGCACAUGUAGUUCUGGUCCCAUUUGAAUUCUUGCCCACAAUUUUGAAUAAAGUUUCAAUUGAAGAAGUCCCAUGGCGUGCUUUAACAUCUGACGCAAGCAAAAUGAAAGUGAGGCAGUUGGAUCUAACAUUUGAAUCUCGAGACGGCGUUAUCGACGCGAUUGUGUCACGCUUCUGUUUGGAACUAGUUGAUACAACGAUACGACUAGAGAAUCCGCCGAAACUCUUGUCAGACAUGUGCACCGCCAUCGAGUUUAGAGUCCGCUUCAUGGACGAACAAAUGCGAAAUUGCCAGCAAGAAGGUAGAAGCGCUGAGACGAUCACGAGUCAGCCACAAGGGAUGGGAAGUAUUGCGAACCUCAACAAGUUUAUGGAUAUGUCAGGUAUUGGUUUACGAUUCAUUCAGGAUCAAUAUUCGGAUAAUAAUUCUAGUCAAAUCUCGGACCCAUCGAAGAAGGAGAGCACGUUGUUAUCCGCCAAAAUUGGAACGGUCCUUGUUUAUAUCCCUCACAAUGAUGCCAUGUCGGUGGAGUAUGUGAAAACCCUCUCCAAUGGUUGCCAUGAAGCUGUAGAUUACAUUCUGAAGGAGUCUGAAGCGUUAGUCGUUUACAGAUAUUUGUUCAAUAGAAAUUUAUUGGUGUCAAAUCAAGCGUUUUCAGGUUUUUCACGAAAGCUGUGGCGAGGAUGUAAGUAUUUUAUUCCUGUUUGGUAUUGUUUUUAUAAAUUCUUAUUCGUUCUGUUACAGUCAAAGGCGUAUGUCUACGUAGGGAAGUGUCGAUGUGAGCUUGACCUGAGUAUAGUGGAUAGAAUCGCGGACCUUUUCGAGCCACGGCCAUUUUUUGACUUACCAUCGUAUAGGAAGGAACCACUACAGCUACGUGAUGACCUAUUCAGUAUACCGCUUGUCCUUGAACAGCCUAGCAAGCUAAUGGUAGUUUUGAAGUGUCAAGCCAUUGAUUUGAAUCUAAGGAUACCUAUAGCUGAUUUGCGUAACCCAAACGGAGCUCGACUGCCAUAUCGCCAGCGUCAUGUUCAUCCCGAAUAUAUUGGCUUACACAUCAGCUCAGUGACUGUAGAAAUACCUAUUGGAGGGGAAAGCACAUUGGUGGAACUGUUUGCUACAGAGAUAUACGGAAGCUUCUGUGGGGAGUCGGAAAAGUUCACUUGUUCGGAUGAAGAUCGUCACUUCGUUUGGGGAGGACAAACGUCUGUAGACGAUGGUAUCAGUGACGAAAUGACAAAGAGCAUAUCACUCUCUGUUAUGCAGUCUUUGCCUCAGAGAGAGGGUCCGUUCGCACAAACUCAUCGCUCUUACCUCCAUAAUCACGAAGAAGGCAAUGAUUUGAUCCUGGCUGGCUCUCGUGAAGAAAUGACAGCAUUCGGCGCUAAAUGUAUCCUGCAGUCGAUAUUGGUGAUAUCAUUGGAUAUACCAAUACUGCGGUUCUUGAUACCUAGUCACUCAUAUCUUGAGGUGCUUUAUAACAGACUGGUAAACGAUCUGCUUCUAUGGCAACCAGCUGCACCCAGUGUGAGGCCAGGUGAUGAUGAUUAUUCAUCCAAUUGGUCUACAAUCUUUCGAAUGAGGUCAGCCAUAAUGCACAGCCCAAUUCCAGACGAGGAUGAUUGUGAGGAAGAACGUUUCACGUCAUCACAAGCAAAUGGCUAUGAUAAAAACAAGUCACACACGCUCUGUCUCCUGUUGAAUGUGAAGAAAGGAAUGAUGUUGAUGUGCACGGGCGCCGAGAAUGCUGAUCAGGGUGAAAAAGGUCAAAUUUCGAUUGAACUCUCGGAUGCACAGUUGUUUACGGUUGCCGGAUAUCAUGGACGCAUAAGUGACACUUACUUCUACUUUACAACACAUACCGUAGGUGUUGGACAUAGGAUGGUGAAUCAAGCAGAUUUCGGAAAAUGGAGUCGUGACGAUACGCAAAUGGACACUAUCCCUUCGACAGAUGAGUUCAGUUCACAGUGUACCGACGACUCUGUUGGCGUUGCAAUCUAUCUAUGCGAGCGGCUUGGGCAGAAUAUCAAGGAUGUUCUUCUCGCUAUUGCUGUCCGAAGCACUUGUGUGCAACUGCGACCUUUCCGUAGCUCCAAAGAAACAUGGAUGUACCAGUUGGCAGAGUUGUUUGCUUUGCAGGAUUACCCUAUACCUGGUUACGAGCUCCCUGUGGUCACGACCGAUUUGCAUAUUCAUUUGGACAACGUAGUUUUGGCUUAUGAUCAUUCAUGGAUAUGUCCUGAUAGCGAUAUUCGAUUACGGUUAGUGCUGGGAGAAAGUGACAUCAGCAGUUCCAUUAUCCAGGAUAUGAAUGCCGCAAAGGUGGGUAGUGAGUAUAUUCGAAAGUGCUCGACUCUACAUGAGUAAUGCGAAGAAGUCGAAGGAUAAUGUUCGUUUUGUGGAACAGCGAUCUCCUGGACGAACAGCAAAGAGCAGCCCUGUAAAACGAAAAUUCUUUAAAGUGGUGGAUGUUGGAUUGUUCCAGUUGGAGGUAUUUUUUGGAACAUUAUAUGAACUUAUUCCCGAGUUCAUCGUAAUAUUAAUGGCCAGUUUCCAAAGAGGCUGUAGAAGAACUCCUAGUAAUAUAGUGUUAUCAAUUAACGCACAUGCGGAGCGAAAUCGAGCAUAUUCUUUGUCAACAGACGAUGAAUUUUGUAUGGUAGAUGAGGACGUCAUUGGUAGCGGGAUAACUAGGGGUCAUUGUCCUUCUCUUCCAGGUUAUUGCCAGACAUGUUUCAGGUAUUUGCUUCGCGAUAUUUCUGUGAGCAUUCAUCUCUUUGGUGGAUCGGACCUCAGUGACGAAACUCCAAAAGAGCGUAGCUACAGUACGCCUGAAUAUCGUGAGGGUAAAGGGAAGAACCAGGUCGUAUCACCGGAUGCAGUUGGUGGGAAACAUCGUGACCACUCCGUUUGUGUUGUGCUCGAGUUGAAAAAGGUAUUUCCUAAUUCUGUAAGUAUUUUUCAGUUUUGUAAUAGUGGUAGUACCUUACAGUACUCGUCUGCUGAACAACCUCGACGAACAUGCGCCCCGAUGUUGGCUAUUCGUAUGGUUGAAUCUCAUAAAAACGAAGGAAAGCUGAGGGUCUCAAUGCUGCCAAUAAAGUUCAACAUUGAUCAAGAUACAAUGGAGUUUUUGGACGAUUUCUUCCAAGAAGUACGAACACGUGUUGUGAUCCCUAAUGAAGUGUCUGCUGCCGUAGCUACUAGACCAGUUUUGGAAGUACCAACUGAAAAGGGUUCGAGGAAAGGUAGUCCACUUUAUCCAUCGCAUAGUCGAGAUACUCCAUUGAAUCUGGAUGUUUUAACGCCAGAAGCUGCUCCUUCAUCUCCAAUAUAUGAUCUUUCUUAUCUGGAAAAUCGAAACAAAUCUACUUCACCUAUGAAAAAAUCUCCCGCCGUUGAUGCUCCCUUGACGGCAUCAGCUGUUUCUAUAGGUAGGAUUUUUAGCUUAUUUGAACUCAUAAUCAAGCUGAAUCAGUUAAUUAAUAAAAUGUUGAUGGAAGCUUCGAUGCACGAAUCAUUCCAUCCCACUCACGGUGAUGUGCUUGUCAGCGACGAACUUGUAGAUACCAGCGGCGAAAUAGACGCUUGCAUGAAAGACGGUGAUAGGGUGAGAUUUUUCGUCUUCUCGCCUGCUGUGUCCAUUUACGUAGACUAUCACGGAAAGAACAAAAUCAAUGUGGAGAGGAAUGGAGCUGUUUUUGCCGUUUUGAGUGGUAUUGGGCAUCUGAAUCGUAGUGAAUUUGUUCUCAAAGAAAUAGUCAACCGAAAUGGAUUGCUGGGCGUCGGACGUUGCAUAAAUGUUGCUGUAGACGAAUGGAUGGCGGAUAUCAAGUCUAAUUUGCCUAGCGUCCUAGCAAGUUGUGGUCCAAUAAGUCCAUUCGUACAAAUCGGCAAAGGUCUGGUGGACCUGUUCUGGCUUCCUGUUGCGGAACUGCGCAAAGAGGACGGUCAUGUCGUGAAAGGAAUCCAGAAAGGUGUUGGCUCUUUCGGACUGUCAUCGGCAGCUGGUGUAGUCGGAAUGGCCCAGACUGUAGUAGGGGUCAUACAGAUGCUCGCCGAGUCUGUGCUACAUGAAGUCCAGCCUUCUGCUCCCUAUUUGAAUGAACGAAAUCGUCGAGCUGCAGCAGCAAGAGCAGCUGCCCCAACGGAUCUGCGCCAUGGCUUACAACUUGCUUAUGAUAUAGCUUCAGAAGGUUACCGACAAGCUCGCGAUGAUUUGGAAUUAGCUGCACAGGAAGACCGUGCCUCAGGACAGUCAUCGUUCCGCAGUGUUCUCAAAGUAGCACCAAAAGCUAUCAUUGGCCCGUUGGUCGCUGGUACCCAAAUCGGUUACCAAGUUUUAGGAGGUAUCCGAAACCAGUUAAGGCCUGAUGUAUAUCAGGAUGAGCGUCAUAAAUGGAAAAAUGAUGAAGUCCCAGGUGGUAGUGGACAACCUUAA